AUGACCGACCGGAAUGCCUCUACCAUGGGCAAGGGCGCUGAGCAGGAGCCUGCCAAAGGCGACGAUGGCAAGGCUGUGAAUCGCGACAAGAGCUCGAAUGCCACUGCUUCUGGGAACAACAAGGCCCCUACGAAAAAGAGACGCAAAGUCAAUCACGGUACGUUUUCCUAA
Molecule: messenger RNA, 171 nt
Organism: Fusarium verticillioides 7600
Lineage: Eukaryota; Fungi; Ascomycota; Sordariomycetes; Hypocreales; Nectriaceae
Exons: 1
Coding region: 1-171 (56 amino acids)
Source: RefSeq, a predicted model, not a curated record